Adelges cooleyi (spruce gall adelgid) is the source of this 1974-nucleotide messenger RNA. Its product is annotated as multiple inositol polyphosphate phosphatase 1-like. The transcript has 7 exons. Bases 123 to 1496 code for a protein of 457 amino acids. Lineage: Eukaryota; Metazoa; Arthropoda; Insecta; Hemiptera; Adelgidae. Gene Ontology annotation, molecular function: inositol phosphate phosphatase activity; acid phosphatase activity. The record is from RefSeq and is a predicted model, not a curated record.
UUCGAAACUUUUUUGUUCAUCUUCAUACUUUAAUCUUUCCAAUAAAUUAAUUCCAUUUUCAUUAGGCCGAAAUAAUAUUUAACAGAUAUAAUAUAUUGUUUUACAUAUCAUUCGAUUCAGAAAUGAAGUUUUUAUGUAUAGUACAAAUAUUAUGGGUGUUUACUAAUGCCGAAGAUGAGGAUUAUCCGUGUUAUGAUGAUACAGCUCAAUAUUGGUUUUUCCCCUUAAAAACCACAUACAAAUCAGUUUCUUCGAGGAAUAUUGAAUUACCAGAUAAGUGUACACCAGUUAAACUUUUUAUGGUUAUCAGAAAUGGCACAACAAAUUUAUCAAAAUCAUACAUAGAAGAAUAUUUAUUGAAGAUUGAUCCUUAUAGAAGUAAAAUUACUGAAAAUGCUAAAAUGUGCCAAACGGAUAUUGAAGCCAUUAGAAAUUGGAAAUCAGUUUUCGUACAAACCGAGAACUUCAUGGGUUUGACUAAAAACGGACGUGCGGAAAUACGAGAACUGGCAUUAAGAAUUAAAAAUAAAUUUGCAGAAAUAUUUAGUAAACCGCAAAACGCUGAUAACUAUAAUGUAUUGGUAAUGCAAAAGAAACGUUGCAAAGAAACUGGAGACAUUUUUAUUCAAACAUUAUUUGGAAGUACAGAUAUUAAUAAUUUUAAAACUGACGGCCAAGAUCAAAUCGUAGAAAAGUUUGAGGACAUUUUAUUUUCAAUAGAAAAAUUCAGUGAUGAUUAUUCUGUGCAAAUGAAUAAAUUUGGUAAAAGUGAUUAUGUUAAAAAUGUUGUACAAAGGGUAGCAGACAAGAUGGGUAUUGAAAAUGAAGAAAUUAAAAGAAUUAUAAAAAUAAUGUAUUCUUUAUGUGGCUACGAGAGGGCUUAUGCAGAAGAAGAAAUUCCAGCUUGGUGCAGAGUAUUCUGCCAAGAAGAUCUUAAAGUAUUAGAGUACUAUGAAGAUUUGUAUUGGUAUUAUGCUGUUGGUUAUGGAAAUAACGCAAAUGGCCAAUGGGCUUGUCCAUUGGCUGUACGUCUUCUAGAUAGCUUCAAGACAACAUUUUUUUCGAAAGAUACAGGUCCAUAUGUUACAAUUAAUUUCACAAGUCAUGAGUUCGUGUUAAGCAUGUAUUUCCUAUUAGGUAUAGGCAAAAGCGAAAAGAAAAGCGAAAAAGACAGUGACAGGAAUAUUAAAAUGAAUUCAUCGAACUACGAUAUCAUGAAGGACCGUAAUUGGAGAUCAGCUUUGUUCAGUCCAUGGGCAGCAAACGUCACGGCAGUGUACUUCAAAUGUACCACCAAUUGUUAUACACCGACCAUGAAUAAAAUAGCGUUUUAUUUCAACGAACAAAUUGUGGCUGUGCCGAUGAAGGGCGGUUCUACGUGUGAGGUAUGUUUAUGGCCUGUUAUCGAAGAGAAGAUUAAAAUAUUUAUAGAAAAAUUCAAAUGCCAUGAAUUCUUAAAACCCGCAAAAGAAGAGGAAUAUGAAAUCGACGAAUAAUUUUUAAUGUGUAUUACAUUACUCAAAUGAUUCCGCACUUUUCCACACUUUUCACCAUCAAUGGGAAGUUAUCUCAAAUAUUGGCUCCAAUGCAAAUCGGAGCUUCAAAUAAUAAAAUUACCUAACAUAAUAUCAAACAUCAAUGUUACCCAAAAUGUCAUUAUAACCUGUAAUCCUUCCUUAUCAAUCGUUUAAAUGGUAAAAUAGACUGUCCCGGUCUGUUAUCCCUUAUAAAUUACAAAGAUACCCCACGUCCUAUUCGCUCUACAGUCCCUUUUUACACCCCAUAGUAACUAAAAAAUGAUCUUCAUAAUUCUCACAUUAUUCGUUUAAUGACCUUAGUUAGCACCGAGGAAUGUUUCCCUUUCAGUUGAGUGUCUUUUUACUGUCAAUAUUUUUACUUUCGUUGUAUGCUUACUUUGUAAAUGAUGUUAGUUUAUAUUUAUUUUUAUAUGGCAUUAUAGAUAAUAAUAAACAU